GCUAAGGUUCAUCGGUUAAUUGCUGGCUGAGAAUUCGCCUUUGUCAAAUUACGCUGGUAUUAAAUACCAAAACCACAGCCAACGCUACUUGAAGAAAUACUAUGCCAAUUUUGUUGCAAUCAACAACAAUAACCACAAACAACAAUCGGCAAGCAGCAGGCAACAAGCGUCAGACAAGACCAGAACACAGCAGCAACAGUGACGCAGCCACAUGGUGCCCAGAUUACAAAUGAAUGCCAACAAUGAGCAACAUAAAUCAUAAGCGAAAAUUAGCAACAAUUAUCUACAAUAGCCACAGAAACGAGAGGAACGUUUGAAACGAGAACAAGUGAAAGUGCUGCAGUGAUAAGACAUACAUAUGUACCUACAUAAAUAUGUUUAUAGUUUAAAGGAAAACAAAUGAUUAAUAACUUUGCGAAAAAUGCAUAAAAAAAUAAGAAACAAAAAAAUACUAGAAAUGCCAACGGAAUCAACCGGAUAAUUUACAACUAUAACUUGAGCAAAAUUCCUAAAAGUUGUGUAUAUGUAUUUCUGUUUGAAGUAGCUUCCUAUGCGCUUAAGUAAUCGCUACUUAACAAUAUUCUGCAGCUAUAAGCAAAACAACAAAAAUUUGUGCUAAUUGUGCGAACCAUUAAUAUUUCGUGAAAUUUAAACUACAAAAAAGUAAAAAAAAACAUUACUCUUAUAAUGUAAACAAGCAGCAACGCUGAAGGCGCAACAAACUUAAAGCAGAACUUUUAAAGUUAUGAAAAUAUUUGCAGCGAAACGACUAAAUACAGUGCGGCAGUUGUUUUUUAGGCUGCAUUUAAUUAAAACUAAAUUAAAACUGAGAUAAAAAUUCAACAAGAAAAAGUUUCAAAUCAUCUUGGCAAAGUAAAACUGCUGUGUUUCAAAUUUAAAUAUUACGACACAUACAUAUUUAUAUAUUAUAUACGCGUAGCAACAUGGAUAAGAAGGACAAAUCGAAAUCGAAAUCAAAACCGAAACGUUUGAAGGCAAAUAAAGAGUCGAGCACAGCAUUGGAUGUGGAUUUAUGGGAGCAAAAUGAGGAUCGCUUCACCACCGUUGAACUACCCGCCAGCGCCAAAAUGCCGAACAGCAGCAGCGCCCCGGCCACAGCAGCUGCAACAAGCACCACACCCGCUAGCGGCGGCAGCAGCGCACACAGCAAAGCUAUCAGCAUUAGCAUUGGUGGUGAUGGGCCCGAUGGUCCACCAGGUGGCGGGCGUGAUCCCAUCGAUGCAAUCAACUAUCCACCAAAUACGCCCACCACACCUGCUUCGAAGGUAGCCAUUGGCGGUGGCGAUUCGGGUGCUGCACUCAUUGCACUCGACACAGGUGAGCCCAGCGAGCCGGAGCGUGGCAAUUGGACGGGACGCUUUGAUUUUCUACUCUCACUGCUCGGCUACUCGGUGGGACUGGGCAAUGUGUGGCGCUUUCCCUAUCUGUGCUACAACAAUGGCGGCGGCGCCUUCCUCAUACCCUUUACAAUAAUGUUAAUUAUCGCCGGCUUGCCGCUCAUGUUCAUGGAACUUUCAUUCGGUCAGUAUGCCGCAUUGGGUCCAAUAGCAAUCUAUCGUCGCUUUUGUCCACUAUUUCGUGGUCUCGGCGCUGGCAUGGUUAUCGUCUCGGCCAUUGUAAUGCUCUACUAUAAUUUGAUUAUUGCCUGGACAAUAUUCUAUAUGUGCGCUUCGUUUCGUCGUGUGCUGCCAUGGCAGAAUUGUGAAGCUGCUUGGAGCACUGAAAAUUGCUUCUCUUACGAAAUGGCCGAUCAGUGUGAUUCCGUCAAUGGCACCUUCUACCUGAGAACGUGCUACAAUAUUAGUUACGCCGAAGAGCACAAUAUCACUGAAUUGGCAUUGCAUGCGCUGAAGCGACCACCAGCUGAGGAGUAUUUUACAAACUACGUACUCGGUUUAUCUUCAGGCAUCGAAGAAACUGGUGGCAUAAAACCCGAACUAGCCGCAUGCCUCUUCGCCGCAUGGGCUAUAGUUUUUCUGUGUCUUUGCAAAGGCGUGCAAUCAUCCGGCAAAGUAGUCUACUUUACGGCGCUUUUCCCUUAUGUAGUGUUAGUUAUACUAUUCUUUAGAGGCGUAACACUACCUGGCGCUAAAACUGGCAUUUUAUUUUAUUUGACACCCGAUUUCAAGCAGUUGGCUAAUGCGCAGGUUUGGGGCGAUGCUGCCGUGCAAAUAUUUUUUGCGCUCAGCCCCGCCUGGGGUGGCCUGAUCACAUUGUCUUCCUACAAUAAAUUCUCUAACAAUUGUUAUAAAGACUCUCUGAUCGUGGCCAUUUGCAAUAUAGCCACCUCAUUUUUUGCCGGUUUGGUCAUAUUCUCGAUCAUCGGUUUUCUAGCGCACGAGUUAGAGGUGGAAGUGAAGAAAGUUGUCGAUCAAGGUGCUGGAUUGGCAUUCAUUGUUUAUCCGGAAGUGGUGACACGCCUACCAGUCUCACCGGUUUGGUCGGUGCUAUUUUUUGUUAUGUUACUUACGCUGGGACUGGACUCACAGUUCGCUCUCAUGGAAACAGUUACAACUGCCAUAUUGGAUAAAUUUCCCAAUUUACGACAAUACAAGACAUGGGUUGUGCUUUUUGUUGGUAUUUUUGGCUAUCUCGGUGGUCUCGGUUUUACCACGAAUAGCGGCAUGUAUUGGCUGCAACUAAUGGACAAGUAUGCUGCCAAUUGGUCCGUACUACUUAUUGCCAUAUCCGAGUGUGUUUUAAUUGCUUGGAUUUAUGGUUCACAACGUUUUCUCAACGACAUUCAGGGUAUGAUAGGUAAAAGAUCGAGAUUCUGGAAUGCCUUUUGGUCUGCAAUGUGGCGUUAUAUAACACCGGCAACAUUGUUGUUUAUUCUCUUCUUCAACUGGGUCGAAUACAAACCCGCCUCGUACGGCCACUAUGUCUACCCAUUGUGGGCCGAUGCGGUUGGUUGGUUCAUCGGCCUCUUGCCGGUACUUUUUAUUUUCAUCAUCGCCUUCCAACAAAUUUGCAAGGCGCCUAAACAGCUUUCCAUGAAAGAGCGUUUAAAAUUUCUACUGCGUCCUACUGCCGAAUGGGGACCUGCGGGAAGACCAUGCGUCAAUUUGCAUGCCGAGCGCUACGACAGCCAAAAUUAUGACGUUGUGGCCAAUACGCAAGUACUAAUUAAUGGGCUGCCCGCCGAUGUGUCACCCUAUGAGGACAACAGCAAUGGAUAUCGUGACGAGGCGAUGCAACUCUGAGAGCGAGUGAGCGCAUCGUCGACUACGGCAGCAGCAGCUAGAACAUCCACUGCUGUUGUGCGCAUGAGUGAUCACGUCGAUGAUGGCUCGAUGGGUCUACGAAUGGGUGGUAAUGGGGCAAGCAAUGGCACUGGUGGAACUGGCGGCGGAGGAGGCGGUGGCGAUAGAAGAGGCAGCGGCGCUGCUGUGACAAUACGAAAUGGAAGUCAUACUGACUAUGGCACCUCAGUGGCCAUCAAAACAACCAGCUCCACUGGCGCUACCAAGCUACCUGGCCCUAGCAUAUUGAAGAGCUCGAAGAGCAACCAAUCAGCCAGCAAUGGCCGUAGCAAAGGACAGUAUCAAACCGAGGCGAGUCCAAGCCGGCAGCCGUUAAUAGAAGCGGAGCUGCGUGCCAACGACAGUGUCGGCUCGUACCUCAAUGAGGCAGCCGCACUGGCACAGCGCAAAGCACUAGCCAAUGGUCAGGGUGUUGAGGCGAGUGAUAAAAUGACAAAAGUAACUGCCAGUAUUGUAUUGCCAACUAAGACGGCAAUGACCACAACCACAGCGGUGUCAUCAACUGCGCCCACUGCUACCACCACAACGGCGGCAACAACACAAGUGUUAGUCGCCGGUACAAUGAGCAGUGGCCGCGAGCGCAUGCUCACCACGUUUGGUGAACGUGGUGUGGUACCAGGAGCGGAAGCAAUCGCAACACCGGCAUCCAAAGUGGCAACCUCUGCAACAGCAACUACUUCUGCAGCCAACGCAAAGUCAGUAACAGCAGCAUCGGACUCUAAAGUGCCAGCCGUCGAUAAUAAGCCAGGGUUAGUGGGUGGCACAACACAGCCAACAAUUACUUCAACAGCAAUAACAAGCACAAAACAACCUUUGAGCAUUGCAUCAGCAAUGCCGGCAACGAGUGCACCUGCAGUAACAUCAACCAUAGUUACCAAACCGACGACAAUUGCACCUACUGCUGCCACAGCAACGAUUGCUAAGCCUAAGCUGGCGACAACAUCAACGGCAGGUGCAACAACAGUCGCUUUAUCUGUUAAAACACCAGUGGUUGCAGCGGCAACAACAACUGCGACGACUAUAAACACAACACAACCAGCCACAGAAACGUCAGCAACAACAGCGAGGCCAAAAACAACAGUCACAACAAAUACAACACCGACAGCGCAAAUGCUUACGGCAAAAGCCAGCACUGCAGCUGCAACAGUAACCACGUCAGCAACAGCAACAUAUUCCAAGCCUGCAACAGCAGUCACAAAGUUACUUUCAGAAGUCAAGAAGCCAUCAGCAACAACAACUGCUACCAUACCGCCAACACCAGCUGCAACUACAACAAAAUCAGCAACAGCUGUUACAACAGUCUCUGCUGCAAAAACGAACACACCACCUAACACAACAGCAACAACUACAACUGCCAAAGUAUCGGCCAUUGUCGGCAAAGUCACAACUACAGCAACAACAACAACAACAGCGGUUAGCGCCAUAUUAGUAACAGCAACAACUGCGGAACCAAAUGUUGCUAACACUCCGCCAGCUCCGACGCUUGCAGCGCAAGCCACAACAAAAAUUGCAGCCACAAAAGUUGUCAAUACAGCUACAAAGCCCAUCAUCACAGCUAUACAAAAGCCAACAGUGCUGACAACAACUUUAACAGCAGAAGCUAAAUUGCCGGCAACAACAAAGGCGACGGCAACAACAGCUGCAACCGCGACAACUGUAAUAACAAAUAGAGGUGGAACAAAGGCGUCGGUUACGGCGGCGUCAGCGGCUAUUACAACUAAAGCAACACCCACAACAGCAGCAGCAGCAGCAACAUUAUCCACAGUGCCAAUAAAAAGUGUAGCCGCCACAACGGCAACACAAACGAAAGCUGGCGGCCCAACAACGUCAACACCUACUACAACCAAGUCAAUAACAAAUACAACAACUACCAUGACGAAUAAUGCUAGCAAGAAAUAAUUGUGCUGCGAAACCGAUUAUUUCUCUCACGCUUGCUCAGUUCGCAGUUGGACCGUAAAAGAAAGUAAAGUAAUAAACAAAAUAAUGGAUUAACGAAGUAAGUACUUAAGCGCAUAUUAUUUAUCAUACAAUUGUAGACUACGUACAUAUUUAUUUUUAUCAGUAUCUACAUUUCGGCAUAUAUACAUACAUAUGUAUGUAACAACUUAUAGUUAUACUGAAAAACGGACGUUGAAAAGAUUACAUGUUUUGACUUGAAACUACUAUAAUGCAGUCAUAAGUAACCAAAACUAUAAACUUAAUUCUACAAGUAUCAUACUUAUAAUAACUCUAAUUUCUAAGGCAUAAUUUAAGGUGUUCAAAACGUGCAGUGCAACCUAACCCAACUAAAUACUAAAAGCGUACACACUAUACCUAAGAAGAAAAAAAAAUAACAGACAUAUUUUAUGAAUUAAAAUUACAUAAAUAAGUAUUGUAACUGUACAUAUGUAACUAGUAACGUACUAGUACCCAAACGUAUAUCUUCCUAUUUGUUUUUUUUUUUGUCGCCAUAAGAAGGUUGAAAGCAUUGUCAAUUUGUAAAAAAAAAAUGCUAAGUGUACGUGUACGGGGUUUCCCCGGAAAGCUUGAGCUGGGAAAUUAUUAAUCUUUCAUCAAUGCAUGUACCUAUAUACAAUACAAUUGUCGAUACCAAGUAAUUUUGGUAUCGAUACUUUUGAACCAAGUACUGAAUAGUUAUCGAAAAACAAAUACUCGUAUCGAAAUCCGAUACCAAGGCAAAUUUGGCUUCGGUAAUUUUUCCUUCACUUUUAUUUCUAAGCGCCUUGGUCUUCGUGGAUGCUUAAUUGCCAGCGAAAACCGCGAGGAGGCGACAACGUCCAUAUAUUUAAUACAAGGCGCAACUGUUCGAGUGGAAGAGUAAAUUGGAUGACCCCGUUCAUAUGAUAAUAACACCUACACGAAUUUACUUGCGUUUAACUUGCGUUAGCAGCUUGAGAAAAGGGCAACAAAAUAGGCGUAGUUGUAAAGGCACGAUUAGCUCCCGUCAUGUAAACAGGGUCUUAUUUUUCGCACUGAAAAGACUAGCGGAAAAUACUAUUGAAGAAAAGAAACAAAAAAAGAAAAAGAGUCCCACACAGAGUUGAUUACAAAAAACAAAAUUAAUAGUAGAGAGCACGUUGCUAAGUCGGGAUUUACUCAAGCGUCGAAGAGACCUAUUGGGUUUUUAAAUAUGUGAUAGAAAAAACGGUUAUAUGAUGUAUACCCUGUGAUGGCUGAGGAAUGUAUGUUAAUCCGCCAGUUUGUAUGGAGGAUGUUGCCGUACGGAAGGGUUAAAAAUGAAAAGAAAGAAGCUGCUUCAAAAUGCAAAAAAACAUCGCCUUAUUGGCAAAUUAAUUCAAUGUUUCCUCCCACAAGAGUAGAAGGCGUGGCAAUUAUUCCAUCUUUACAAAAUUUCAUAAUUCUCUAUUUCUAAAUAAAACUAGAGCACAUGUCAAGUUUCAGUGAAAUUGGUGCAGGCUUUAUUAUUGUUUCCAUCUGCCUUCAUAUAGUCGAAACACUGUGCCGCGCGAGGGCUUAGAUAUGGUGGAAGUAUUCAACAGAAUGCAAGGUAUCCCCCAUAUUUUAAUCUGGCGCGCUUGAGUAAACUCCCGAAUCCCCUCUUGAUCUUCGCUUCUACAAGUAUCAGGUUUUCCUUUGUCAAUUUCAACUUAAAAGUUAUGUAUUUAAACCUAUUCCGUUAUUUGUAUGAUAAUUCCAUUAUUUGCAUAAACAUCCGCAGCCUAGAUAUGAUAAUUAUUUUAAAUUUAUAAAAAAAUCUUUAUGUUUUUCGAUCUUAAGGUCAAGUUAAUUAAAACUAUCACAAUGAGAUUUCCAAAUCUUUGCUGUCUAAUUUAGCUUUUAUUUCUUGUCUGUUGGACAAAACCAUAGUCGAAAAUUAUUUAAUUGUGCUCAAAUGUUGACUUGAAUUACUAGCAAGGUUCGACUAUUAGCGUAAGGUUUUGAAAGGUGUUGUUGUAUCUGCGCCAUUAUAGUUAUUUAGCAUAGUGUGAUAGAGAUCGGUGUUUUUAUGUGAUCGUAUUGUAUGUUAAAAACAGUUUUAAGAGAAAGUCUCCAUAUGUAUAGGUGUUAACUAUUGAAACUAAAAGAAUCGGUGCUAUUGAGUAUUUGAAUCCUAUAAAAUAAAAAUGAUGUGUAGAUAUAUCGCAGCUGGAAAUGUCUUACCCACGAAAUUUCGUACAAGUGGUUAUAGCAUAGCUUUAGGCGCAGUGUGGUAUAAAAGGUGGAUUCGAAGGUGAAACACACAGCCCUAUUCCCACGUCAAUGACAAAGCUCAACGCAUGAUGACUAUCUUAACUACUGCGGCUAAAAUUAUGCUUUUAGCGUUUUAAUUAUUGCAAAUAUCAUUGAUAUUGUUAUGAACUAUGAACGACCGUUUUCUCAAGUAACCUGUAACUUUAAAGCUCACUUUAUAUUUAAAGGUU
Messenger RNA from Rhagoletis pomonella (apple maggot), 7666 nucleotides. RefSeq lists its product as uncharacterized. The transcript is spliced from 11 exons. Gene Ontology annotation, cellular component: membrane. Gene Ontology annotation, biological process: sodium ion transmembrane transport. Lineage: Eukaryota; Metazoa; Arthropoda; Insecta; Diptera; Tephritidae. The record is from RefSeq and is a predicted model, not a curated record.